This is a messenger RNA of Diaporthe citri, 2004 nucleotides long. RefSeq lists its product as uncharacterized. Lineage: Eukaryota; Fungi; Ascomycota; Sordariomycetes; Diaporthales; Diaporthaceae. The record is from RefSeq and is a predicted model, not a curated record. The coding region runs from base 1 to 2004 and encodes 667 amino acids. The transcript has a single exon.
AUGGCCGACCAAGGCGCCGGCGGGCACAUAUCGCAACACUCGAGAUCAGAAUCUCAGAAUGAGACAGCGCCAGCAGAGAGAUUAGUGGACACGAUAAGUACGACAUCGACCGAUCCGGAAGACCAUGUACUACAGCACCCACGAUCAGAGUCCGAGACGUCCCAAACGUCAAAUACAUCGGCGUCCUCGGCACCGUCAGUGGUCUCGUGCCCAUUGAUACCGUCCGAGAAUAUCCCGGCUCGUCAGUUGGCUCCCGCGAGGACGCCCGAACCAAGGAAUCAGAUUUCUCAUCCACCUCGACCGCUCGAACCACCUGUCACCAAGGCGACGCUGAGCGAGUUGGACGUAAGCAAGAUCAUACACAACCCCAAACUCCGACACGACAUCAACUUUGAUCCGGAACUUCACUUUCGACCGAAUUUGGACGGAGACAAAGGGCGAAGAAAGCAGGAAAAGGCAAACCAGUUCUGGACGACGCUUCGUGACCAACUCACUUCCUUUGUGGUGGACAGAGAAACAUUUAGAAGGGAGUACCCCGCUGGGACCGACUGGUGCUUGCCAAUUCUACUGAAGUCCGUCAAGGAGAUUAUACAGACGCUCGUACCACAACGAGACCGCGAAUUUCUCCACGAGGGUUUCAAUGUGGAGCUUCUCAUGCAACAGUUCAAUCAGGGUAUGGCAGAUUUGGAAAAGGUUGCCUCCUGGUUGUCCGGUGUCCUCAAGCUUCACUGCGCCCCCAUGCGUGAUGAGUGGGUGGAUGAGAUGUACAGCGAACUCUCCAAUGGCAACCGCAACAACGACAUGGCCGAGCUCGUGAAGGGCAUGCGAAGUCUGCUCAGCGUCCUAGAGGCGAUGAAGUUGGACGUCGCCAAUCACCAGAUACGGUGCCUCAGGCCGAUGCUGAUCGAAGACACUGUACACUUUGAGCAGCGAUUCUUCUACAAAAAGAUCGCCGCGAAUAGGCUGGACAUCAGUGGGGCACGGCUGUGGUACGCGGAGGCGUUGCGGUCAAACUCGGGAGUGCCUCAGGACACACGGAGCUUUGGCGAGACGGCUGCAUUCUUUGCGGCUCUGGCCAAGUUGAUCCUACCCUCGACAGCCAAGGAGACCAUCCCAAACACCUUUCUGUUCGACGAGGAGCGGAUAAUCAAGCUCCGUUCCGACAUGCUUGACGCUAUCAACCUAGAGGUCUGCAUGAGGCUUUAUGAUGAUCUGGAUCGCGUAUCGAGGAUCACUUCUGUCACACCGUCCUUUGUCCCACCUCCAACCUCUGUUCCAUCGUAUGUGGUAGAUGAAGAAUCCAGCACGCACAGCAACAGGAACUCGGGCGACUUCAGCUUCCUCAACACACCUCCAUCUCGCCCUUCCAGCCUGACCCUCUCCGCCUGCGGCUCCACGACCUCAUCGCCCCGGAGCUCUGGCUACAUCACCCUCCAGCCGCCCACCUCAGCCGAUACCGCCGAGUCAAAAACCGACAAGGACAACACCGUGUACGACUCGCUUGUUGCCCUGCUGAACACGGCCCCACAGAACCAAAGACCGCAACAGCGCUGGCAAGGCCUGGUCCCUUCCAUUGCGAUACAGAUUUUCCGCUACACGAACGCUCCACAAGACUUCCUGCCCCGAUUUGAGGCCAAACUCGCCCAGCAUCUUUGCGAGAUGAACAGCGAUCUGUAUCAUGCUGUCGAGGCUGCUUUCCAGCGCAGGAUCAUGAGAUCACUUAGCGGGCGUGUGAAAGACUUCAGGAGCCUGAGCGGCGUUGCACUCUUCUCUGUUGCCACUGGUGGGCGUAUGGGAGGCUCGGGAUCCGCACGAGGCGAAGACGGCGGUUGCGAUUCUUCAAUGACUUCCGAGGCCGGACAGAUGUCGAGGGAAGAGGGAGCCCUACAGGAGCUCGUAGAGGACAUGGCCGUACGGUUGGCCCACCUGGGCAUUCUGCACUGGAGAGUUUGGGCUCAGCUGGCCUAUCUGGAAGAAGACCCGGACGAGAUGGACAUCGAGUGA